Molecule: messenger RNA, 1116 nt
Organism: Cooperia oncophora
Lineage: Eukaryota; Metazoa; Nematoda; Chromadorea; Rhabditida; Trichostrongylidae
Source: the annotation of a GenBank genome assembly
AUGGAUAAGACCACAGCAGCAGCCAAACAAUCCACAACACCGUCUUCUACCUCCUCUCCUGCCACAUCAAACAACAAACCGAAGACGACUCGGAGGGAGAUGCCACUUGCCGCAGGGAGCUCGAGAAAAGGCUCUGGUGAACUCACGUCAGAUGACAGUUUCGAUGUCAAGAAGAUGGCGAAAUCUCACGCCUCAGGAACUUUGUUAAAAGAUCUUUUGAAGCAAGGAAGCAAGAUGCUCAUGCUCGCUGCAAGCAAAGCGGAUCAGUUCGCUCCAGCCACGGUUCCCUCCUCAGACGCUCUACAACGCUUGGAUGCGUUAGAAGAGCAAAUGAAGACACACCAAGAGCGAACGACCGCACAGCUGACGGAAAUUCUAUCAGAAAUCGGACAAGUUGCACCAAUCUUGAAGCUCAUUUCCGAUAGAAUGGUACUGAUCGAUGAAAAAGUGCAAAAAGCGGCCACCACAGAAGCCCUUAGUUCCGGACAGAAUCGUCGAGAAGAAAUCAAGGAACUACGAGCAGGAAUCCCUCUACCGGACAUCCAGAAGCUCACAUUCGACCUCAACCAAUUACACGGCCGUUUCGACGCAUUGGAACGUCGACUUCCCUCUGCAGAUGCCAGGACGGAACCCUGCCCUUUGGCCCAAGACGAUCGUCCGGACGACGCUAGGCAAAUUCGGGAAGAUCGUCUCAACGAGUCCAGACGCCCGGAUGAUUCCAGACAAACUCACGAUGAUCGCUCCAAUGAGCGCAAACGAGAGGAUCGAUCUGAAGACCAGAGGCCGCCUCGAGAAGAACGCAGGGAGGACUCAAGACAUGCACCAGGGAGCCGCCCAGAUAACCAGAGGCUACCUCGAGACGAGCGUAGGGAGGACUCAAGACGUGCACCAGAGAACCGCCCUGAUGACCAGAAAACACCUCGAGAGGAACAUAGGGAGGACGCAAGACGCACACGAGAUGACCACCAUUACGACACGAUGCGUCGAGGACGAGAAGACCGUCCGAUAGCCGCGAAAAAGACAGCGAGACAAUCAUCACGACGACACCAGACGAGCCCGCGACAGUCCAUCCAGGAAAAGGAAAAAGACAUCGAGAUGAUCACGACGAGGACGUGA